This is a messenger RNA of Pteropus alecto (black flying fox), 3916 nucleotides long. RefSeq names its product zinc finger protein 77. Gene Ontology annotation, biological process: regulation of transcription by RNA polymerase II. Gene Ontology annotation, molecular function: RNA polymerase II cis-regulatory region sequence-specific DNA binding; DNA-binding transcription factor activity. NCBI's taxonomy places the organism in Eukaryota, Metazoa, Chordata, Mammalia, Chiroptera, Pteropodidae. The transcript is spliced from 4 exons. The record is from RefSeq and is a predicted model, not a curated record.
GCGCGCUCGCCGCGUGGACGUUGUCUCCCCUGCCCGGAUCGCGGGACGGAGGGAGUUGGUCCAGGAGCCCGGUACGCGGCCGGGACAUGGAUGCGGUGGUCUUUGCUGAUGUGGCUGUGAACUUCACCCGGGAAGAAUGGGCUUUGCUAGAUCAUUCUCAGAGGAGGCUCUACCGAGAUGUGAUGCUGGAGACCUGCCGGAACCUGGCCUCCGUGGAUUGUUUCACGCACAAAACCAGUGGAUCAUGUUCUCAGAGGAAUAUUUUAGUGAAAGAAAUAUCCAGUGAAGAGAAAAUUGUAAGAUUCACAGGAAAAGAUUUGUGGUCUGUGUUUGAAGAACCCUGGACAUUACAUAACGUUGCAGAUCAGCAGCAAAUGCAGGAGAGGCCUUGGAGCCAUCGUUUUGUGCAGAGACCCUGUGAAUGUAACGGAGGUCGUCAGUGUGGAGACACUGUGACUCAGAUCACAGAUCUUCCUGUGCCUGGGAGAUGUCCAACUGCAGUUAAACCCUCCGGAUGUAGCAAGCAUGGAAACACCUGCCUGGAUCGUUCUUUCCUGAAGAAUCAGCCCAGCUCUCCCACUGGAAAUGAGCCCCAUUCCUGUGAGGAAUGUGGAGAAGCUGGCAGGUGUGUCCCGUGUCUCAGCACUCCCGGGGACACGGACCUUGUGGAGAAACCCUGUCAACGUCAGGAUGCAGGGCACGCAUACAAGCGAAAUGGGAAGCGUCUCAGUCAUAAAAACUCCUUUGAGUGUGACAAAUGCAGAAAAGGUUUCACUUGCCCCUUCUCCUUUCGGAGUCAUAUAAGAGGUUGCCGUGGACAGAAAAUCCAUGCAUGUAAAGUGUGUGGGAAAGCUUUUAGGUAUUAUUCCUACCUUACACGCCAUUUUAGAACUCACACUGGCGAGAGGCCCUAUGAGUGUAAGCGUUGUGACAAGACGUUCAGUUGUCACUCCUACCUGCGAGAACAUGUGAGGACGCACACUGGGGAGAAACCCUAUGAGUGUAAGGAAUGUGGGAAGGCCUUUGGUUGUCGUAAAUACUUUAGAAGACACAUGAAAACGCACAGCGGAGUGAAACCCUAUGAGUGUGCAGAGUGUGGGAAAGCCUACACUUGUUCCUCCUCCCUCCGAGAGCAUGUGAGGACGCACAGUGAGGAGAAGCCCUUUGCGUGUAAGGUGUGUGGGAAAGCCUUCAGGCAUUCUCGGUAUUUUCAAAGGCAUGUGAGAAUGCACAAUGGAGUGAAAGCAUAUAAGUGUAAAGACUGUGGGAAAGCCUACAGUUGUUCCUCCUCCCUUCGUGAACACGCGAGGACGCACACUGGGGAGAGACCCUUUGAGUGUGAGCACUGUGGGAAAGCCUUCAGUCGUCACUCCUCCCUUAGAGGACACGUGAGAAUGCACAGUGGGGAGAAAUAUGAAUGUGCACAAUGUGGUAAAGUCUUCCGUUGGUCCUCAUCCUUACAAAAACACACAAGGACGCACUAUGAAGAGAAGCCCUAUGAAUGUCAGCAGUGUGGCAAAGCCUUCUGGUAUCCCACCAACCUGCGAGCACAUGUGAGGACACACACUGGAGUGAAGCCCUGAACACAAAGACUGUGGGACGCCUUCAUUCUCCCUUAAUGCCUUGUUGUAAAAUUGAGGAAACAUACUGGAGGGGAACCUUAAGAGUGUAAAGAACGUAGGGAAACUUUCAGAUGUAGCACUUCACUUAUUUUGUACAUGCAAACUCAGAACAGGACUGAAAUCUUUUAAUCACUAAAAUAUGAUUUUGUCUUUGUAAGUGUGCAUCACGUGCCGUUGAGUCAGUUCCGACUCCGUUGACUAUGAAUGAACCCGCAGUUUCCUGUCCCUACGGCCGUGCUCAGCCCCUUAGACACAGGCCUAGGGCUUCUGUUAUGGACUUAGUCAUCUCUAUCUGGUCUCCUCUCUUACUACUGCCUUCUAUUUUCCCAGCAUUAUCGUCCUUUCCAAAGAGCCCAGCCUUCUCAUGAUGUGCCAGAAGUAGGACAGCUUUAGUUUUGUCAUUUUUUGCCCCCAGUGACGUUUCAGGCUUAUUUUGCUCUAAGACCCACUAUUUUGUCUUCCUUGAAGUCCAGGGUCUCCACGCGCUCCCCUCCAGUGCUUUAUUUCAAAUGAAUUGAUAUUUACCUGUCAGUUGUCUUCACUGUCCACAUCUGUACAGAGUAACUGGGAAUCUGAGGGCGCGGAUGGUCUUAGCCUUGGUCUCCAAUGACAUGUCUUUGGUCUCGGUGAUCUUUCCUAAUUCUUACAUUGCUGCCCUUUCGAGUCUCAGCCUUCUCUUGAUUCCUUAGCCGCAGUCCCUGAAUUGAUGACUGUUCCAAGGUAGCACAACCCUUAACAAUGUCGGCAUCUUCAUUGCCUGUGUCAGUUAUUCCUUUUGUAGUCAUGAUUUUUGUCUUUUUGAUAUUCAAAUGCAGUCCUGCUUGUCUCAUUUCUAUUACAAUGUCUUUUGGACCCAGAAGUGAUAGUGGUUUUUGUUUUUUUUUUGUUUUCUGUGCAACUCGACAUAAUAUUAGAUGAAAAAAAAUUGAUUCCUACCUUCCAUUAUAUUUCUAGUAUGUGACCAUGAUUUAACACUUGUAUUGUUGAAAUUUCUUUUCUUGUCCACUGCUGCAGAUACUCAAAUUGUUUGACUUGAUAUUUACCCUCCCCUUUUGUUUUCAUAACUGAAAAACGUGUCUUCCACAUUUGUUGCUAGUUAGUAGUCAUUGAAAUAUUUUGGAAGAGGACAGUCUCAUGUGAUUAUGUUCAUAAUUUGGUCUCUGCUCAUUGUCCUUGAUUUUGGUUGGACAUUGGACAGGAUGCAUUGAGUUAAAAAGAGAGACCUUGUGGCACGAAGAGGAAAGCUGGUGUCCAGAAGGUUCUACUGAAUUGUGUUGUCAUCUUGGAUGAGGUGGGAAACUGUAUCCCAUUGUCUUUCUGGUUAUGGUUCUGAGGUGAAGGUCACAAGAAGAGGAAGUUGCAUGAGGUUUGGAAAGUAGAGCUGACGAAGCUAUGAUUCAGUUCUUCUGAACCCUCAGGAGACAUCGAUGCAGAGGAGCCUAGUGAGCCUGGCUUACAGCACAGUUUUCUGAGUCCUGGCUCUGUCCAUCUGGGAUAGCCCCCAACCAAACCCGUGGCUACUGUUAAUUCUUGCUUAGGCAGCAGAUUGCACUGACUUUUAUCGGAGCUCCCCCAUCAUGUACCCUCUGUGGUUUUCAGGCUCCCACAUGUUUUCGUAUUUUCCUGUAGCUCUUUUGUGCCCAUCAGGCCACUUCUAGAGGCCAUCACGCUGAGCAUUCUUCUGUCAUUUUUUUUGUCUCCCUCCUUCUCUGUUUUUCCUAAUAACAUGAUUUUUACAGGAAGCAUCUUAUUCCUCUAAUAGUAGAUCUGUUUGCUGCCUCCACCAUGGUACUUUUAACACCGCAGUCACAAGUUCAGGACACUUACCUCCUUGGUUAUGUUGUUGAGAGGCUGCACUGACCCAGUGUUUCUCUUUUCUGGAUACUUCCAGGACUGAAAUAAGCAUUUGUGAACAUUUUUGGCAAUUUGUUGUUGUUGUUACAGCUAAAUUCUCUCUAAAUUAUAAACCUAGUAUGUCCAAUUACUUUCCAUUAUUUGUAUGUGAUUCAAAACUAUACAUUUUUGAUAUAGUUUUCUACAUUGUUUCUUAUGAAGCUAUUAUUACCUAGGUUUUCAAAUCAGUUGCAUACUAACAACUGUUACUAUGUUUUAUGUUUCAUUAAGAGGAUAUGUUAGAGUGUCCCAUUCUGGAGGAUUAACUUAUUCCUGUAAUUUUGUCAAUUAUUUUAUAUAAGGUUGACAUUACCAAUUCCAAUAACUCGCCAGAAUAGCACAUUAAAAAAACUAUCUCAGAUUAUUUCAGUAAACCCAGAAUAAAAACAUUUUAUACUGUU